Zalophus californianus (California sea lion) is the source of this 2765-nucleotide messenger RNA. It is a transcript of the gene TOX2, whose product is annotated as TOX high mobility group box family member 2. Bases 253 to 1821 code for a protein of 522 amino acids. The transcript is spliced from 10 exons. Lineage: Eukaryota; Metazoa; Chordata; Mammalia; Carnivora; Otariidae. The record is from RefSeq and is a predicted model, not a curated record. Gene Ontology annotation, biological process: regulation of transcription by RNA polymerase II. Gene Ontology annotation, molecular function: chromatin DNA binding. Gene Ontology annotation, cellular component: nucleus.
GACGCUUAGGUGCAGCUGCACCGUCCGCGUCUCUUCCCUCGCUGGGGAGGGAACUUUCAAACUUAGUUAGCAAGCCAGACGGGGGUGAAUCCGGCAGUAGGCGCGGGGGUCCGGGGCUGGCCGGAGCCCAGCGCGGCUUUUCGUCACUCGGAGCCCGGAUUGAACGGCGCGCGUGGGUUUCCCCGCGGCCCUGGCGCAGACGCGCGGGCUCCGUGGCGCUACGUGUUUGAUGGUGACAGUGCCUACGUGGGGAUGAGUGACGGGAACCCAGAGCUGCUAUCGACCAGCCAGACCUACAACAGCCAGAGUGAGAGCAACGAAGACUAUGAGAUCCCCCCGAUAACACCUCCCAACCUCCCUGAGCCAUCCCUCCUGCACCUGGGGGACCACGAAGCUGGCUACCACUCGCUGUGUCACAGCCUCACGCCCAACGGACUGCUCCCUGCCUACUCCUACCAGGCCAUGGACCUCCCAGCCAUCAUGGUGUCCAACAUGCUGGCCCAGGACAGCCACCUGCUGUCGGGCCAGCUGCCAACGAUCCAGGAGAUGGUCCACUCGGAAGUUGCCGCCUACGACUCGGGCCGGCCAGGGCCCCUGCUGGGCCGCCCAGCGAUGCUGGCCAGCCACAUGAGCGCCCUCAGCCAGUCCCAGCUCAUCUCUCAGAUGGGCAUCCGGAGUGGCAUCGCCCACAGCUCCCCGUCCCCCCCAGGGAGCAAGUCAGCCACGCCUUCCCCCUCCAGUUCAACUCAGGAGGAGGAAUCAGAAGCGCAUCUCAAGCAGACACUGUUGGUGCCGAAUACUGUUGUAAGCACAUCACCAGCAUUAACCCAUGGGAUCCUCAUGACGGCCCUGUGUGGUCAGGGCCAUUGUCCUCUCCGACUGACAGAUGGGAAAACCAAGGCCCCAGAGAGGUUACGUCAGUCUGGCUGCAGAGAGAGGCAGGAACAGAUGUCAGGAGAGAAGAGACCUUCAACUGACCCAGGAAAAAAGACCAAGAACCCAAAGAAGAAGAAGAAGAAGGACCCCAACGAGCCGCAGAAGCCUGUGUCAGCCUAUGCACUCUUCUUCAGAGACACUCAGGCUGCCAUCAAGGGACAGAACCCCAGUGCCACCUUCGGGGAUGUGUCCAAAAUCGUGGCCUCCAUGUGGGACAGCUUGGGAGAGGAGCAGAAGCAGGCCUACAAGAGAAAGACCGAAGCGGCAAAGAAGGAGUAUCUGAAGGCUCUGGCGGCCUACAGGGCUAGCCUCGUCUCCAAGAGCUCUCCAGAGCAGGGUGAGACCAAGGGCACUCAGGCAAACCCGCCGGCCAAAAUGCUGCCACCCAAGCAGCCCAUGUAUGCCAUGCCGGGCCUGGCCUCCUUCCUGACGCCGUCGGACCUGCAGGCCUUCCGCAGCGGGGCCUCUCCGGCCAGCCUGGCCCGGACGCUGGGCUCCAAGUCCCUGCUGCCGGGCCUCAGCGCGUCCUCGCCGCCGCCACCCUCCUUCCCGCUCAGCCCCCCACUGCACCAGCAGCUGCCCCUGCCACCCCACGCCCAGGGCGCCCUCCUCAGUCCACCUGUCAGCAUGUCUCCAGGCCCCCAGGCUCCGGUCCUGCCCACUCCCAUGGCACUGCAGGUGCAACUGGCUAUGAGCCCCUCACCUCCAGGGCCUCAGGACUUCCCUCACAUCUCCGAGUUCCCCAGUGGUUCAGGCCCCCGCUCACCUGGCCCGUCCAACCCCCCGAGCAGCAGCGGGGACUGGGACAGCAGUUACCCCAGCGCGGAGUGUGGCGUCAGCACGUGCAGCCUGCUCCCCAGGGAUAAGUCGCUCUACCUCACCUAAUCCCGCCUCCCCUGUCCUCCCUGAGGCUUGCUGGAGGGGCACUGCUCAGAGCCUGAAGGGCCCACAGCAGGAGGGAACCCCGGGCAGGAAGCAGGAUGACCGGGAAGAAAGCAGUGACACCACGACGACGCCCCAGGGCCGAGUCUCCUCCUCGACCUCCCAGCAGACCCUGCACAGGCGGCCAGCCCGCCCGCCCGCCCGCCCACAGCACCCGCGGGAACCUCCUGCCCCCCCCCCACCUGCCUGCUCCAGGGCUACUGCGGACCCCGCCCCUCGCCCUGCACUCCGUGCUCCGUGUCUGGACGUCCGGCCCCAGCCCACGCUCCCGGGGCUCCCCCGCCCAGAGGGGCCGCCUUCUGACCGAAACGCACCCCAGAGGCAUGGGCCCGGCCACCUGGCCGAGGACAUGCGAAUGCGGCUUCACCGAGUGAACACAGAUCACCAAACCUCUAAACUGUUGGCUCCAUGUAAGUAGUUGCCUAAGUGUUUUAGAACCGUGCUGAAGACGUCGUCGUCGAUAAGAUGAUUUUGUGGGGGAGGGGAGUAGUUUCCUUUAAGGUGAAGAGCAUUUUAUAUGACCCCUUAGCACAUAUUUUUUUUUUUUAAGUUUUCUCUUGGGGAUGAGCACAAAAGCGGCUGCCGAACUGUGUUCGUCCCUGUAACAGGGAGAGCGGGACCGCUUAGAGCCACGCUUGGAGACGUUGCGCUUUUUUUUCUGGUUUUUAACCCCGUGUCUGUCUAUUUAAAAUUGCCAACAACGACUUUUGUCUAUUUAUGAAGCAAAGUUGAGAAGAGAAAUGCAGUGUAUCAUAACGUGUGUGUGAUUUUCGGGUUUGGUUUGGGUUUUGGUUCUUAACGUUGUUUGCAGCAGUUUCCUGGCCCUGGCAAGUGUCCGUCCCGGUGCCCAGUGCUUCUCUCGGUUUCUUUAUAAUAAAACUUCUGAA